UCACGGAUUGUUUGGAUCACGUGACCUAAAAUAAAAUGGCAGACAUACCUCGACAAGACAAGCCCCCUCCAAAUGGCUACCAGGACAUAAAGUUUGCUAGAAACUUACCUAAAAGAGGUCCCUCGGGUCUGGUUAUCAUGAUAGGAGGAGUUGCAGUGAUGGCAAUAGGUUUUGCUGGAGUUGCUUAUGGUAAUACACAGCGUAGAGAAGUGCGUAAAGAGCAUUUAAGAGCAAGACUAUCGUUACUUCCAUUAAUUCAGGCUGAGGAAGACCGUAGAAUUCUAAGAGCAUUGAAAGCUUCAGAGGCAAUGGAAGCCCUGAUCAUGAAGGAUGUGCCAGGCUGGAAGGUAGGAGAGAGUGUCUAUCACACAAAGAAAUGGGUUCCACCAAGCAUAAUACAACUAGGACCAUUUGGAAGGCAACUAGAUUCAGAGGAAUUUACUUUUAGUACGAAAAUACCAUAGACCUGUGUACACUAUAUGUAUGUGACCAAUGUAUGUGUAGUGAUUACAAAUGGUAUACUUCUCAAACUGAUCAACAUUAUUAUUAGUAACUUUUGGACACAUGCACAGUCCAGAACUUGCA
This is a messenger RNA of Amphimedon queenslandica, 585 nucleotides long. Its product is annotated as NADH dehydrogenase [ubiquinone] 1 alpha subcomplex subunit 13-like. The transcript has 3 exons. The coding region runs from base 36 to 464 and encodes 142 amino acids. NCBI's taxonomy places the organism in Eukaryota, Metazoa, Porifera, Demospongiae, Haplosclerida, Niphatidae. Gene Ontology annotation, cellular component: respiratory chain complex I. The record is from RefSeq and is a predicted model, not a curated record.